AUGGGGUUCUCAAAUCUAUUCGGUGUCGGCGCACCAUCAUCGGGGAACCGCGCAGGUAAAGGAACAGCGGCAGAGGCAGCGACAACAGAAGCGGCAGGAAAAUCCGGAAAGAAAGAAUCUACCAAAAAAAUCCCGUCAUCGACCAGCGCCGAGUCGCUACAACCGACACGAACGACACCACCAGCUUGCUCACCACCCUCCACGUCGUCCCAGGAGUCACGAAUGCCCGACACCGCACUCGAACACAUCGCAGAUGAGUCUGAUUUGCGACCCGUCGAUCCGCCCCCGCCCGACCUCCGGGAGCUGAACGCGUGUCUGGAUGCUCUCGCAGCCGUGUUCCCGGACAUCCAGAUCGAGGUGUUCCGGGACAUGUUUGCGAGCUUUGACGGAGAAUCAAGACUAGCCGUGGUAGCGGACGCCUUGCUGAAGAAUCGCGCGUCGUGGGUCAAGGGCCGGUGGAAGGUUCCCGCCGUCGACGCCGCGGGGAGUAAUAAUAACGGUGGGGAAGAGGGAGGAGGGAAGACUGGUGCUGGUACCGGUGCUGAUGCUCGUGCUGGUGGCGGGCUGGUUCCCUUAAAAGAGACCUUCCGUAGCGCCGAGUACAAGCGGGCGGUCAAGUCGCUUGCGUACCACGAGUUCAAGGGGCUGUCCCGCUCGGCGAUCCACGCGGUGCUGGCGGAGCACAACUACUCCUACCUCGACGCCCGUCAGACCCUAGUCGACCUGUCGUCCAAAUCCUGGCGCUUUACACUCUCGUCGCUCUUUCUCCGCCGUCGCCCCGUGUUAGCCACCGAGGCGGAGAGCCACCCCCUGGUUGUCUGGAAAUCGACCGGCCGGGGGUCCAUCGUGCCGACGAUCAAGCCGACUAGCAGCGCGGAGCUCGACCGGGAGCUGUUUGCGGCGUUGAUUACGCCGCUGACGGAGCGUGCCCAGGCUGCGCGCGACGCGAGUGACCGUCAAUUGGCCAUGGAGCUCAACAAUGCCGAGGCCGAGCAGGCCGGGAGCAUGAUCGAGUGUGCCUGCUGCUUCACGGAGUCGGCGUUUGAGGAGUUUGUUUCAUGCACCGGUGACGCUGCCCACAUGGUUUGCUUCCGGUGUGUGCAGCACUGCAUUUCCGAGGCGAUCUUUGGGCAAGGGUGGCAGCACAAUAUCAACAAGGAGACGGGCAGCCUGCGGUGUCCGGCUCUGGAGUCGACGACAUGUGGUGGCUUCGUGGCCCCGUAUCAUAUUCACCGAGCCAUGCUCCAGGAGAAGAAUGGGGCAGAGGUUAUGCGGCAAUUUGAGCACCGACUGGCCGACCACAACCUGGCCGCCAGUGGGCUGCCGCUGAUACGGUGCCCCUUUUGCGCAUAUGCCGAGGUAGACGACAUAUACAUGCCCGUUGACGAGUGGGACCUGCUCUUACCGACGUGGAGCAUAAAGGCUGUGUGCGUCGCCUGCCUCUGGCUCUCGGUGUGCUUGGUACUGCUCGUAUUCUUCGUCUACCUCAUCAUCCCCCUCGUCAUCUUCGGCCUCAUCUUCUACUCGGAUCGAAACAUCCCCGAAGAAUUCCGUGAUGCGAUCCGACGACGCCGACGCCGACGUCGCGGUCUGCGGUUCGACUGCCAGAACCCAGACUGCGGGCGCCCUUCGUGCAUCGGAUGCGAGAAGGCGUGGGUCGACGUCCACGUGUGCAACGAGUCCUCGCUCGUCGCGCUCCGCACGCAGGUCGAGCAGGCCAUGAGCAUGGCGGUCAAGCGCGUGUGUCCGCGCUGCAACACGUCGUUUGUCAAGAACUCGGGGUGCAACAAGAUGACGUGCCCGUGCGGGUACCAGAUGUGCUAUGUCUGCCGCAAGGACAUCAGCGCUAACAGCGGCGAGGUCGGGUACCAGCACUUUUGCAACCAUUUCCGCCCCAACGGCGAUGCGAACAAGCAGUGUGCCGAGUGCAAUAAGUGUAAUCUGUGGGGGAUUGAAAGCGAUGACGAGGUGAUGCGCAAGGCGAAAGAGGAGGCGGAGCGCAAGUGGAGUGAGACGGAGAAAAAGGAGGGAUUGUCUGCGGCCGAGGUGCGGUAUAUUGAAACCGGGUUGGCUACAUCGCAGUCGGCCGCCGGUGGGAUGGAAACUGCGGUUCGUCAGGGGCGUAUGCCGACGAUAGCUGAGGUUUGCGAUACCGUGGUGGAGUUUCUUUCGCCCUAG
Molecule: messenger RNA, 2178 nt
Organism: Dichotomopilus funicola
Lineage: Eukaryota; Fungi; Ascomycota; Sordariomycetes; Sordariales; Chaetomiaceae
Product: putative E3 ubiquitin-protein ligase ARI4
Exons: 1
Coding region: 1-2178 (725 amino acids)
Biological process (GO): proteasome-mediated ubiquitin-dependent protein catabolic process; protein linear polyubiquitination
Cellular component (GO): ubiquitin ligase complex
Molecular function (GO): ubiquitin-protein transferase activity; ubiquitin binding
Source: RefSeq, a predicted model, not a curated record